Messenger RNA from Amphiprion ocellaris (clown anemonefish), 7238 nucleotides. Its product is annotated as trace amine-associated receptor 13c-like. The transcript has 2 exons. Gene Ontology annotation, biological process: G protein-coupled receptor signaling pathway. NCBI's taxonomy places the organism in Eukaryota, Metazoa, Chordata, Actinopteri, Pomacentridae. Gene Ontology annotation, cellular component: membrane. The record is from RefSeq and is a predicted model, not a curated record. The coding region runs from base 432 to 1292 and encodes 286 amino acids. Gene Ontology annotation, molecular function: trace-amine receptor activity.
UCACCAAAAUACUGUAGAGCAGUGUUUCUCAACUGGUGGGUCGCGACCCAAAAGUGGGUCGCGGGGCCGUUUUUGGUGGGUCGCGAGCCUUUUUCUAAAAAGAGAGAAAAAUAAAGAUAAUCCAAUUUAGUGGCGAGUCAUUGUAGUUCCCCUCCGCACCCGCAGGGGGUCGUCGUGUCAGCAGCGACCGGUGAGGACACUCGUAUUACUGUAGAAGAAACUGCAUGUUUUCAUAGCAACAGCAGCAUGGCUAAACGAGCAACAACAGCUGGACGCGGCGGGGAAAAAGACAAUGACGAAAACAAUAAGCACGCAUCUGAAUAAACUUUUCGAGCGGUUUAGCGACUACUUUCCCGAUAAACAACCCGAGGACGACUGGGUGCGCGACCCGUUUGGAAUAAACAUGGAAAGCAUCACGUUGCCUAGCAGCGAUGAAUGUCAGCUGGUGGAGCUAUCAUGUGACCGCACUCUCAGAAAGAAAUUCACAGAGGCAGCUGCACACACCAACUAACAUCCUCCUCCUCUCUCUGGCCGUCUCAGACUUUGUUGUUGGUCUCCUGUUAAUUCCUGGAGAAAUCCUCGUACGGAAAGCCUGCUGGUUUCUUGGUAACUUUGCAUGUUCUAUGUAUCAUUACACAGGAUUUGUCAUCACUUCUGCCUCAGUAGGAGACAUGGUGCUGAUAUCAGUUGACCGUUAUGUGGCUAUUUGUGACCCUCUGCAUUAUCACACCAGAAUUACAGAGGGGAGAGUUAAACUCUGGGUUUGUCUGUGUUGGCUAUUUUCUGGUCUCUACAACACUUUAUUCAUAAAAACUCAAAUGGACAGCCAUAACUCCUGCUAUGGAGAGUGUAUAAUUAACAUUGACCUCAUUGGGGGAACUGUUGACUUUAUUGUCACCUUCAUUCUUCCAGUUACAGCCAUCAUAUUUCUGUAUAUGAGAGUAUUUGUGGUGGCUGUGUCUCAGGCUCGUGCCAUGCGCUCUCACACUGCAGCUCUCACUGUAGAGACUUCAGUGAAUCUGUCAACAAAAAAAUCUGAGUUAAAAGCAGCCAAGACUCUGGGUAUAGUUGUAUUGGUUUUUCUAAUGUGUUUCUGCCCGUAUUACUUUCUGACUCUUGUGAGAGGCAGUGCAUUUGUUGCAUUUUCACUUUUUAACUUUGUAUUCAACUGUAACUCCUGUCUAAACCCUGUGAUCUAUGCCCUGUUUUACCCCUGGUUUAGGAAAGCCAUUAAGCUCAUUGUCACCCUGCAGAUCCUGCAGCCUGACUCUUGUGAGGCCAACAUACUGUAGUUAUCUCAGCUAAUGUUUCUCAUGUUUUGUUUCACUGCCUGUAUGACUCUGCAAUUUACUCAACAGCUCAUUUACAUUCUCUGUGGUCUGUCUUGCAAUUUAAAUCCUACCUUAAUCCUGUGAUCUAUGCCCAGAAUUGUACUGCCUGGUGUGCAGCACAAUUCAUUUUCACUUUUCAGGUAUUUAGCUCAGCUUCUGUGAGGAUAACGUGCUGCAAAAAUGUGUUACAAGAGUUGCAAUGAAUCUUUUCUUUUUGUCUUCAUUGUAUCACAGAAUUGUGCUGCUUAUUGAGAAUUUUUUGUCAUGACUGCAACUUUUUGCAUAUUUAGGAGUAAACCAAUACAGAAGGUUAUGACAAUAGUGUCUGUUGUUGUCAUCAUCAGGUUCAUUGUGAUUGCUCUGUGCUGCUUCUUUCAUUUGUCAGAAAGCAAAUGAAAGACAUCAAGUCUCUCUCCCUCUCCUGUUAUUGCUGCUGCUGUAGUUCAUGUCUGAGUUUUCACCUUUCUCAAGCUGUGCAGAAAAUGCUGCCACAGCAGCAGCCAUGUACCAAAUGAGUGUGACACACAUAACAUAUGAAUUUCCAGUCCACUUGACUAAUACUUUGUGCUGGAGAUACAUUCUGUGCAAAGUUUUGUCCCAAUAUGUUGUUACAGCAACACAUCUGUUGUGAAUGAAUAACAAGCCACUGCAUCUCACAUUUUGUGAAUCUUGUAAAUCAAGUAAAUUAUCAGGAAAAUGUGAUCAGUAAUUGUCUGAAUGCUAAAAGAAACCUACCAGUUAUGCAGAAUAACAGAAUUACAUUCUUGAAAUCAUUAGCUUUUUCUUGUGGGAGGGAGAAACAUCGUCACCAUCAGUAUCUUCCACACAGCAGCACACAUGAAAUGUAAUUCUGGCCCUUAGAGAGGCUUAUGAUAGUUAUCAAGGUAAAGAAGAAGGAGGAAGCUGUACUGGUUGAUUUUUUCUUUAAAUACUGAAUAAUCAACAUGAAAGUGACAUUUUAUUGUUCAAGCUGGUUGAGACGUGGAUCUUUUUUGAAAGUUGUCAUUUACUGUUUGAAGUGCCCUCAUAGACUCCCCAGAUAAAAGGGAGAAUAUGUUUGUUUUAUUCAUAUUUCACCUUGCCUGUCUUAUGCUGUUAGAUAUCUAUGUAGUUGGACUGAUUUAGAGGCCUACAGAGUGAACGGCCUGCAGAAGUGAGCGAGAUGGUAGAUAAAUUAGACCAGGGUUAUUAAGAGGGGAAAGAGAGACAGACUGAUGUCUGUGAAAAUGCAAACAGUUGAUCAGUGCUUUGUAGUUUAGAGAAAGCUACAGCCUUUUUAUAGAGUCUGGCUAUAAUUAUAUGGGUGUUGUGCUUGUUUUGUGUCAUCUUUCUUUUAUUUUAGUGAAAGUAAACAUUGUUUGCUUCUUUUUCUCUCAGAUGCCUCUUCUCCUCACGACACACAUAGACACGCAACAUACACACACACACACACACUAAGUUCCCGUUUUACAGGAAGAAACACAUAAACUAAGCUUCAAUACCUGCUUUCUGGGGAUUGACACUUCACCACACACACAUGGCCCUCGGCAUAUGGGGACGCAGCACAUAGUGCAUAUACACCCACUGUCUGUGUAUACUUCAUUUUAAGAAGCACGUACACUACACAUACACGUUAGAAACAUUUGAUGAGAGAGCUGAGAUGAACUGAAGUACACUGAGUCCAAAUUUUGUGAAAAUGAAAUUUUUGCAGAGUUUUUUUUCAACCAAGAAAUAGAGUUUCAGAGUUGUUUUUCACCACUACAAGCAGGUCUCUCAUGGGAUUAGUAAUACCUGAACAAUCACGCCUAGCAGCAACUCAUAAAGCAAAACAUAAACAUCACUUUCAAAAGAGUUUAAAAAAAAGAAACAUAACAUCGCAAAGCACUAAAAUAUAUGGAUUAAAUUUAGGGAGACAAAAGGAAAAGCAAAACAACCAAGGGGAUGAUUACAUUUCCGAUAAUUAAUUGUAAUUUGUGUCACAACUGAAGUAAUGAAUAUGAAAUAAGGAUAAUAUUUUAUUAAUAAAUAUAUCCACCAAGAGGAUAAAGUGACCAGCCACAUUUAAUAAUUGACCAAACAAUAAAGCUGGUAUUUGAGCCUAAUCUUAGAAUAUAGUGUUUUGAGUCUUAUUUCAGAAUGGAUGUGCUGUGUUGUGCCUCAUUAAAGUCUGACACUCUGUGCUGUUUAUUUAUAGGUGUGAAAUCAUUCAAGUUGAUGUGGCUGAGAGAAAUCCAUUACAUACAUUUACAAUGAAUUAACAACAUAGUUGAACAAUAAACCUUUGUUGAAUCUAUAAUAUAUAUAAUGAUAGAUAGAUGGAUAGAUGGAUAGAUGGAUAGACGGAUAGACAGAUAGACAGAUAGAUAGAUAGAUAGAUAGAUAGAUAGAUAGAUAGAUCCAGCUGCUCACACACAUUACAUUCAAGAUGGAUAAGGAAACAGUGUACAAAUGCACAUACAAGUAUCAUGCAAAUCAUGCUGAUUGAAACAAUGGAAAAAAAUUUGCUGGUAUUUGCAAUUCAAUGGAUUAUCAGAAAAGUACAAAAAGGUACAAAGUGAAAGUAGAGCUAAUAAUAAGCAUAUUGGGUAGGAUUAUUGGUAUUAUUGCACAGCUGAGUUGAGUCACUUGAGUGGAGCAGCAAACAGUCCAGGUCAUGAUCCACUGCCCUUGACUGAGGUGUUGUGGUGCCUGAUGGCUGUGGGGAAAAGGAUCUCCUGAACCGUUCAGUCCUACAGCACAGUGAGAUGAGCUCACUGUAGUUGCUGCUCUGUCCAGCCAGGAUACUGUGAAGAGAGUGCUGUGUCUGCAUCUCUCAACCAGAACCAGCCUUCUUUACCAGCUUCUAGUGUUCCUCUCAUGAAUGCUGCCACCCCAGCAGACCACAGUGUAGAAAACCACACUGGAUACCAAUGACUGCUAGAACACGUGCAGCAUUUCAUUGCAGACGUCGAAGGAUCUUAAUCUUCUGAGCAAGAACAGCUGGUUCUGCCCUUUCUGGUCGAAGGCUUCUGUCCAAUCUGUUGUCAAAGUGCAAACCUAAAUAUUUAUAGGCUUACAUCACUUCAAUGUCCUCCCCUCUGAUGCUCCCCAGCCGGAUUGGGGGAUCUGUGCAGGAACGUUACUCUUUCCCGUUUGUAAGGCAUUUCCCUGCAGCUGUUAGCUCACAUUAUCCUACAUUAUCUUCAGACAGGCAGACGCUGUAGGAGGAAGAUAUGCCAGGACUCUCUGCUCUGGUCAAAAUUAGUUAUUGUCUAUUUUUAUAUGGCGAAGCACACUAGUUGUCUCCAUAUUGUUUUGUAAUCGAAAUUUGACCUUUUCCCAACUACAAUAUAUACCCAAAGAUCAGAGAAAAUCCUGAGAACUGAUGCUGGCAUGGCUUCCGUGAACUGCUGCCCUGUUGGUGUCAUUUGUCCUGUCGUCAGUAAGCCUUAAUCACAACUUAAUUCAUCUGAGUCUCCAGUGUGUCUUUCUGUCUGCUUCCUCACUCUCUUGACCUCUCUGAACUUCCACAACAGGAUCAAAACUGUGGAAGUCACCAAUCAUCUCCUUGGUCUUGGAUAUUUUCAGCAGAAGGCCGUUCUGAGUACAGCAAUCAGUGAAGGCUUUCUACAGGUUCCUGUCUGUACCUUCCUGUCCAUUCCAAAGUAUUUUAUGAAUGCUGCUACCACCAAUAAAGUGUUGGAGGUACAGAAAGCCAGGACGUUAUUGGAAAGCUUGCUGGAACAACCUUUGGUUAAAUGUAGCUCCAAGCCAAGAUAAGUACUAACAACAGAGAAGAACAAAUGCAACACCAGCAGGCCAAGUAAAUCCUUAGCAAGUCUCUCCAGGAUACUAGUGGAGCCCUGAGAAUCUAAAGGGAGGUCAUCAGCUUGAUAUUAGGACAAAUAGCUUUUAUGAUGAACUAAUGCUGCUGAUAGAGUUGUAGUAAAGAAGCCUGUCCCAGUAAUAGCUAAAACAGGGGCAUUUAUAGUUUAGUUUUAAUUUAGUUUAGUAUGUUUGAACUAUUAAAUUUUCAGGAAAGAACAGCUGAUACCAACCUCCAGUCCUGACUCUUUGACUUACAAAGAGAAUAGUGUCUGUGAAGAUUGUCAGUCAUCCAGGUCAUGGCCAUCCUUCAUAUCUUCUUGAGUGAACUUGAUGCUGCUGUCCACUGAGUUGAUGUGCUCUGUGAAGGCUACCUGAUCGCCACCUAAUUCAAAGAUAACGAGGGAUUCUACAGACAGAAGCUGCAAUAUAGGCUCUCCGAUGUCACCCAUUUUGGCCAACCUCUACAUGGAGGAAGUGGAAAACAGAGCUCUGAGCACAUUUAAGGGAAUAACUCCUAGUCAUGGGUUCAGAUAUGUGGACGACAACGGGGUCAAAAUCAAAGUUCAAGAAGUGGAAACCUUCACAGGACACAUCAGCUUGGUGGACAGCAACAUUAAGUUCACCCGGGAAGAUAUGAAGGAUGGCCAGUUGCCAUUUUCAGACUGCGCAGUGCAUAUUGAUGAGAAUGGAGGCCUCAACACUGAAAUCUACAUCAAACCUACACAUACAGACCAAUAUCUGGUGUUUGAUUCCCACUAUCCAUUGGAACAUAAACUGGCGGUCAUCAGAAUCUUAAAGCACUGGGCUGAGAAUGUCCCAUCUGUCAGGGUCCCUGCCUGGCCCUCUUUUUGGUUUGACUCUCUCUCUCUCCCUCCUGAGCUGUCUCCUGUUCCUCCAGAACAACCCCGCCUGCCUGACCUGUGUCCGGACCGUCCUCCGGAACAACCCUGCCUGCCUGACCUGUGUCCGGACCGUCCUCCAGAACAACCCCGCCUGCCUGACCUGUGUCCGGACCGUCCUCCAGAACAACCCUGCCUGCCUGACCUGUGUCCGGACCGUCCUCCAGAACAACCCCGCCUGCCUGACCUGUGUCCGGACCGUCCUCCGGAACAACCCUGCCUGCCUGACCUACCUCUGGGCCGGCCCACAGAGGGGUUCUGUCUCUGCUGCUGUAGGCCACGUCCUGUCUUUUUGGACUGCAUCUAGAGAGGAUUCAGAUCUAUGUUUGACCUGCCCUGUUGAGCCGCAGCCACCGGCUACGCUGCCCACCACUGCAGCACUGAUGCUUUUCCUGGAUCGCCGGUCCUCCGAACCGGGCUACCUCCUCUUUCUGCUUAGAACUCUUGGUUGUGAGUUAAGCCAUUUUGUUCAGUCUUAGUUUUAGUCCCUGUAGUUUCUUCCAUUAGUCUUGAUCUGUCCGGCCGCCGCUGCUAAAUCCUAGUCGCCGCUCCUUCAAAUUUCUUUCUUUUUUUUGUUAUUGUCACAAAUACGCCACUGCUGCAUGUCUCCACCUUCACAGCAGAGUCUUGUACUGUGUCAGGUACUCGCGAAUACUAAGGUAAACUACAGAUAACCGUCUUGCUCAGUAUCUACUCUUUGAUACGUCGGGUUAAUAAUACGACGUUAAUUACUCGCGAGAGCGCAGCGUUGAAAGUGACGUCACGUCCAGCACUCAGGCAGCAGGUCAGAGAGCCAGAGGGGUUUCAUCUUGGAAAAUAGGGCAUCGACUUACCGGAGAAAAGUUAUUAGCUUAAGAUUACUCAUAAUAGAUUUUACAAGUUAAAUAGACAUUCGAAAAUAUUGAUUGCCAGCUAACGUUACGUAACAUAUCGGUAGCUUCAGUUAAUUGGGCCCAGUGCCAACUCAGCAUCACUAACAUGAGUAAAUUAAUUGAUAGCAUUAAGCUAAUAUCUAUACACCAUGAUGUAACUGCUGACUGCGUUUUCAGAUGAGCUUGUUCAAAUUUUUUAUUUUUUAUUUUUUUACAUUCAGCCUUUAAAAAAGCAUUUUGAACUGGCCAUUCAAUAAACAGGUUGUACAAGUAAAAUCUGCAGUCAAGUGUCAUUUGUUUACACGUCACGGCUCCACAGAGAGCCUGCCGCUGCUGCUGAAAAACAUCCU